UGAAUGCGUAUGUCUCUAUAUUAAGAUACGCCGAGGUCAAUUUUAAAAUCAAAACAAAAGGGUGUACCCAGGUAGUUUUGUAACAGAUGAAAGACUCAUGUGAUGGAAAUUAAAAUGGAUUGUUGUUUAUAAAUAGUAGCUUUAAAAUGACUUAAACGAAAAAAACAACGAAACCUUGAUUUAAACUAUGUAUUAUGCAGGUACACAGUGUUAACAAUACAAAGCUCAAAAUGAAUAUGAACACAAAAUUCGCAAAACAAAAUAAAGUAGGACAGUACGGAUCUACUAUAGUUUCGUACGGCAACGGCGGAAUUUCAAACGGCGUUGUAUUCACUUCGAAAGCUUUCACCGAUUCUCUCCGUACAGCAGACGACGCUUCCGGUAGCGCGCGCAGGGAGAAGCACCUGGAUGUUCUGAAUGUUCGCUAUGUGGUGAAGGAGUGGCAGGGGCCGUGGUGGAAGGGCGCGUGCUUUCGGCGCGUGAUCGAUAAGGUGGUGCUCAACGACGUCUCGCUACGUCUAAAGCCCGGCGAGAUCACAGCCAUCCUGGGAAACUCAGGUUCAGGAAAGACGUCACUACUCGACGUUAUCGCGUGCCGCUCCUCGGGCAAGGUAACCGGAAGCAUCCUUUACAACGCAACGAAGUGCACGCGCGCUAUUGUUCAGAACCAUGCCACCUACGUCAUGCAAGCAGAUCGUCUGCUACCAAACCUCACCGUUCGGGAGACUCUCACGUACACUGCGAGACUCAAACUGCACUGCUCCAAUCAUGCGAUUGACAAAAAGGUGACCCAGGUGAUCAUGGAAAUGGGUCUUAAGGACGUUGCGGACUCUCGGGUUGGCGGCAGCAUCAUCAGAGGCAUAUCCGGUGGCGAGCAGCGUCGCGUUACCAUAGCGAUACAGCUCCUCAAAGACCCAGACAUGAUAUUUCUGGAUGAGCCCACAUCCGGCCUUGACAGCUACACUGCGCGCUAUCUGGUCUCGAACCUACGGGAUCUCGCGAGACGCGGGAAGAUCGUCCUUCUCACCAUCCACCAGCCCAGCUCCGACAUCUUCACCUUGCUGGACAAGGUGGGAAUAAUGUCCAAGGGAGAGAUGGUGUACUUUGGGUGUGCCCGGGAGAUUGUACCCUACUUCACUGCCCUCGGCUACCCCUGUGACAGAUACAUCAACCCACUAGACAGAUACGUUGACGUGGCCAGUAUAGACCGGCGAGAUAUUGAGAAGGAGCGCGAGAGUCUAGAGCGUGUGGCAAGUCUCGUGCAGGCCUUUAAAAGCUCACCGACCCACUUACAGACGAUCAAAGACAUACACGCGGACCUGAAGGAGGGACCCACGUGUAUAGAAGGGGACGCCAGGGAUCCUGGGCCCAGCUACUUCCGAGUAGUUGGGACCAUUUUGCACCGGAUGUUCCGGAAUCUUUUCCGUGAUCGAAAGGACUACGUUGCGCGCCUGCUGCUACUUCCGCUGUUCUUCCUCUUCAUCUUGAUUUUCCUGGGCCGCCUGAAGCACAACCAGCAGAGCAUUCAGGACCGCGUGGGUCUCUUGUACCAGUCAUCUACCGUGCCGCCAUUUAUGGGCAUCAUCAACAGCGUUGCGCUAUUCCCGUGUUUCCGGGACCAGUACUACCGCGAGAAGCGAGACGGUCUCUAUGGUACAGUGACAUUCCUGUUGGCCUACUCCAUACACGUGCUGCCAUUCCAUCUCAUUUCUAGCGCCAUAUUCUCAUCCAUGGUCUACUGGGUAACGGGCAUGCACCCGGGCGCUGACCACUUCGGCCUGUACUCGGUGCAGAUAUUCAUCCUGCACUACUGGGGUGAGAUGACCACCAUAGCCAUGAUGGGACUAUUCAUGAACCAGAAUCUGGCGCAGAGCGUCACGGCGCUCGUUCAAGCCGCACACGUGAUUAUCGCUUCCGGUUUUCUCAAGGACCUUCAUUCGAUCGUGAAGCCGCUACGCUGGAUCAGCUGGGCCCUCAUCCACAGGUACUCGGCCGAGAUCUUCGUAGCAAACGAGUUCAGUGGACUCAAGUUCGAGUGUCCCGGGCCGGGUCCGGACAAUGUUACCCUGCCCUGUAUGAAGUAUGGUGACGACUACAUCGACAAAUAUUAUCCGGAUAGUCCCGAGCACAUGGCGAGAAACUUUGGAAUUCUCGUCGCGUAUGCCAUAGGAACGCUGAUCCUCGCAAUAGUCUGCUUAGAGGUCAAGGGCAACAAGAACCUGCACUGACGACGCAUGCAUUUAGCAGACACCGAUUACAUGUGAUAUACGAAACCCUGGUGACACGUGAUAGGAGCGCGACCUACGCGUCACGUGAUUUUCGCGAAAAGGAUGACGUAUUAUGUGAAGGAGACUGAGGUCACAUGAUUAAGCGACACUUAUGUCACGGCAUAUAUAUUAGCGACACUGAAGUCACGUGGUAUUAGCGUGGCUGGUGUCAUGUGAUAUUAGCGAUUUUGAUACCGAGACUGAUACAUGUAUUUGAAAUAUAUUGCACACACAUAUUUACUCAUUACCAAUCUAGCCAUGCUAUUCUUCUUACAAUAAUUACACAAUAAAUCAUUAUGCGCGAGAAUACAAGUUUAAAGGAACUUUGUCACAGUUUGUGACUGUUUUUUAAGUUCGUCAUUAAAUGUUUUAUAGUUAAUGAAAAUAAAUAUCGGAACUGAAGAGAGGCAGUAUAAAACAAGAAUAAAAUAUAAGCAAGUAAAAAGUUUACAAUCUGGGCCAUAACCACUUACCUGAAAGUUUAAAAGCUGCCGUCUUAACCACUCGACCAUCGGGCGGGCUUAUACAUUACGUCAUGCCUUUUAUACUUUAUGUAAGCAAUCCGCGUAGUGUUACAAAAUAUAAAGAAAACAACAGAAAGACUACAAAGUAUUCAAUCAUUUCGCGUGUGUCAGGCAUUUUAGUUAAUCAAUUUCAAAUGAUGCUUGCUCAUACGAACGUAAUUGUGUUUUCAUUACGAGUCUACGCAAUUAGUGCUAUUUCGCAACCUGAUUUACAUGGUUCUUUUUUAAUUAUUGACAAACAGUAGUAAGAAUGUCAUUUCGACAAUCUGUGAACAUGUCCUUUGAAAUAUUUGUCUGCAUUUCUUUUAACGGAAAUGUAUGGAAUAACGGCUCAGCACCACAAAUGCACAUUCAAUGCAAAUAGGUGUACAUAAUCAGCUUUAGUCAGAAUCGCAAUCGCACAUUUCAAUGCAAACAUUUAUGAAUAUGAUAAAUCAUAAGGAUUGUAUACAUGCUAUUCUACUUAAAUUACUUAGGCAAUAUUAUUUUUAUAAUAAGGCGCGAGUGUAUUAAUUUUAAUAUGUGUCUGCUUUUAAUGAAUGUAUGGAAAAACGGCUGUUUUAAAAUCAAAUUGAAACACUAGUUUUGUUUAAAGUAAAGGUUGCUUGUUAGUAAUGUUGUUUCUAUCAGUCUUUACAUGUGUCUAUAAUUCCAUUAAAUUGUAUUCUUCAAAGUGUCGAGAUUUAAUUAAACGAGUCAUGCUAUCAUAGUUUUCGAAAUACAUGUAUCAGAUAUUAUAUCAUAUUUUUUAACAAUAUAUAUAUUAUCAAAUCAAUUCGGUUUAUUGUACUCGUUAUUAUAGUAUAGGUUAUUGUUAUUUGACAAGGUUCUGGCAUUUUUGUUGAUUUUUGCAAUAAAUUUGACGUGUU
This is a messenger RNA of Dreissena polymorpha, 3660 nucleotides long. RefSeq names its product ATP-binding cassette sub-family G member 5-like. Gene Ontology annotation, molecular function: ATP binding; ABC-type transporter activity; ATP hydrolysis activity. Gene Ontology annotation, cellular component: plasma membrane. Lineage: Eukaryota; Metazoa; Mollusca; Bivalvia; Myida; Dreissenidae. Bases 195 to 2228 code for a protein of 677 amino acids. The record is from RefSeq and is a predicted model, not a curated record. Gene Ontology annotation, biological process: transmembrane transport; cholesterol homeostasis. The transcript is spliced from 11 exons.